GACUUCUGGGUGUGCAGCAUUGGCCAUCUCUGCGGCAUUUAACUCAAGUGUGUGUGCAAGUUGACAGGAGCCAGGUCCCUGAGUCGUAUUUUGGAGAGACAGAUGCAAGAAGCCUGGACCUUCUGAACAUACACUUCAAUAAUGGUGCAGGAAAGACAACGCAAAGGGAAUGGAGUCUGCUGGACCUUGAGACUCUGGUCAGCCGCUGUGAUUUCCAUGUUACUCCUCAGCACCUGUUUCAUUGCGAGCUGUGUAGUGACUUACCAGUUUAUGAUGGACCAGCCCAGUAGAAGACUAUAUGAACUUCACACAUACCAUUCCAGUCUCACUUGCUUCAGUGAAGGGACUAUGGUGUCAGAAAAAAUGUGGGGAUGCUGCCCAAAUCACUGGAAGUCAUUUGGUUCCAGCUGCUACCUCAUUUCUACCAAGGAGAACUUCUGGAGCAUCAGUGAGCAGAACUGCGUUCAGAUGGGGGCUCAUCUGGUGGUGAUCAAUACUGAAGCUGAGCAGAAUUUCAUCACCCAACAGCUGAAUGAGUCACUUUCUUACUUCCUGGGUCUUUCUGAUCCACAAGGUAAUGGCAAAUGGCAAUGGAUGGAUAAUACUCCUUUCAGUCAAAACGUCAGGUUCUGGCACCCCCAUGAGCCCAAUCUUCCAGAAGAGCGGUGUGCUUCAAUAGUUUACUGGAAUCCUUCGAAAUGGGGCUGGAAUGACGUUUUCUGUGAUAGUAAACACAAUUCUAUAUGUGAAAUGAAGAAGAUUUACCUAUGAGUGCCUGUUAUUCAUUAAUAUCUUUAAAGUUCAGACCCACCAAGAAACCAUAACUUCUUGGCAUGUACAUCUGACUGUAGCCAUUUUUUCCCUAGCUGCUCCCUUAUACUCACGACAGAAUGAGUCCUUUCUCUUUCUCAUGGUUAGAAUUUUGUCAACUUGACACAAACUAGAGUCACCUGGGAAUUAGGACCCUCAGCUCUGGAAUUGCAUCCAUUAGCUUGAUCAGUCAGCAUGUGUGUGGGGCAUUUUCUUGAUUAAUGAUUGUUGUAAGAGGGUCCAGGGGGUAAGCAAAGCUGCAAAAGCCAUGAAGAGCAAGCUGGGGAGCAUCAUCCAUCCAUCUCUGCCCCAGGGUCUUGCCCUGGCUUCUUUCUAUGAAUAAACAAUUUCAUCCAA
Mastomys coucha (southern multimammate mouse) is the source of this 1167-nucleotide messenger RNA. RefSeq names its product C-type lectin domain family 6 member A. The transcript is spliced from 6 exons. NCBI's taxonomy places the organism in Eukaryota, Metazoa, Chordata, Mammalia, Rodentia, Muridae. The record is from RefSeq and is a predicted model, not a curated record. Bases 142 to 771 code for a protein of 209 amino acids.